Molecule: messenger RNA, 974 nt
Organism: Fukomys damarensis (Damara mole-rat)
Lineage: Eukaryota; Metazoa; Chordata; Mammalia; Rodentia; Bathyergidae
Product: olfactory receptor 147
Exons: 2
Coding region: 24-974 (316 amino acids)
Biological process (GO): G protein-coupled receptor signaling pathway; sensory perception of smell
Cellular component (GO): membrane
Molecular function (GO): odorant binding; olfactory receptor activity; G protein-coupled receptor activity
Source: RefSeq, a predicted model, not a curated record
CCCAGAGCCAAAAAUUUCUAACAAUGACAACGCUUUCUGGAAAUGGAUCCUUGGUGACUGAGUUUCUUCUUGGUGGACUAACAGAUCAUCCAGAGCUUCAGCUACCCCUCUUUUACCUGUUUCUGAUGAUCUACAUUGUCACGCUGGUGGGCAACUUAGGUUUGGUCAUUCUGAUUAUUCUCAAUCCUCACCUCCACACCCCCAUGUACUAUUUCCUCUUCAACCUCUCUUCCAUUGAUCUCUGUUACUCUUCUGUUUUCACUCCCAAAAUGCUGAUGAACUUUGUCUCCAAGAAGAAUGUCAUCUCCUAUGCAGGCUGCAUGACUCAGCUGUUUUUCUUUCUCUUCUUUGUCAUUUCUGAGUGCUACAUGUUGACUGCAAUGGCUUAUGAUCGCUAUGUGGCCAUCUGCAACCCACUGCUGUACAAAAUCAGCAUGUCUCAGCAGGUCUGUUCUGGGCUAUCUCUUGCUGCCUAUGCCAUGGGCUUUGCUGGAUCCAGUGCCCACACGGGCUGCAUGCUUAGACUAACCUUCUGCAAUGCCAAUGUCAUCAACCAUUACUUGUGUGACAUCCUCCCGCUUCUCCAACUCUCUUGCACCAGCACCUAUGUCAAUAAGGUGGUAGUGCUCAUUGUAGUGGGUAUUAAUAUCACAGUCCCCAGUUUCACCAUCCUAAUUUCAUACGUUUUCAUCAUCACAAAUAUUCUGCACAUCAGAUCUGUGCAAGGAAGAUCCAAAGCCUUCAGUACCUGUAGCUCUCACAUCAUGGCCAUUUCUCUGUUUUUUGGAUCAGCAGCAUUCAUGUAUCUUAAAUAUUCUUCUCCUGGAUCUAUGGAGGAGGGAAAAAUUUCUUCUGUUUUCUAUACUAAUGUGGGGCCUAUGCUCAAUCCUCUGAUCUACAGUUUGAGAAACAAGGAUGUGAAAGUUGCACUGACUAAAGUUAAGAUUAAAAUUGAGAACAGAGACAUAUUCUAA